Sodiomyces alkalinus F11 is the source of this 925-nucleotide messenger RNA. RefSeq lists its product as hypothetical. The transcript has a single exon. The record is from RefSeq and is a predicted model, not a curated record. Bases 180 to 680 code for a protein of 166 amino acids. NCBI's taxonomy places the organism in Eukaryota, Fungi, Ascomycota, Sordariomycetes, Glomerellales, Plectosphaerellaceae.
AGGCCUCGUCCAACCCUGCGGAUAGUCAUCUCCGUGUAUAGGAACACAACCCAUUCUGAAGAACACUGGCUGCUAGCACUCUAUCAAGCGGGUGGAACAUAGAGACAACUGCCGGGUUGCAGACGGGGUUGGUCGACCUGUCAGCAAGGUAGGUGAUAUGCGGGACAGGAGAGAGGACAAUGCAUUCUCAAGCUUCAGCUCCAAGUCUUGCUAGCCCUUCGGGCGGUUCGGCUGGCAGGAAACGGCACGGAACAAAUACCACCCAGUCUCUUGUCCGAACCCCAGGCCCUUUGAGGGUUACGAGUAACGACGGUGAUCAAAUAAUCCGCAGUUCGUGUAUGGGCCUGUGCGCCCCCGUCCUGGGCACGUGGUCGAGACCCCUCACUCUUGAUGGACAGUCGAGGUUCGAGAACGCCCUAGCCGGGACGAAGAAGCGGCCUCCCACGAGCUCGGCUGCCACCAACGACGCGGGCCAUCUCGUUCUGGGAACACCGCGAUGCGUCGGUGAGAUGGUCAGCCGCAGUUAUCGACUGGCGCGCUGGUGCUUGGGUGACGUGGCCUGGUGCCCCCGUUUGGCCGAGCAGGUUACACCACUCCGUUACCCGUUCUCGUUGCCGACAACUACUUUGUUAAAUGAGGGAACAAGUACAUUUCUAGCCAGUUCGGAGGGUCAGUUCUGAGAUGGCAAUCGUGGCAGGCCAGGCUCAGGCUCAGCCGCUCAACUGGAAAUGGGGAUAGAGAUCGCCUCGCCUCGCCUCGCCUCGUGAGGAUGUGGAGAUACGAGGGCUUGAUGAUAAAUAUCCUGGGAGGGAACUGCACUUCAACAGCUCAUGAGCCGCAUCCCCUUAUCUCAUGUGCAAUGAGCCCAACGCUUCGUAAUGAGUCAGCGCUGGAGCCAACGCGAUAGAUGGUCAUGAUAAUCGAU